Hibiscus syriacus is the source of this 1647-nucleotide messenger RNA. RefSeq lists its product as uncharacterized. The record is from RefSeq and is a predicted model, not a curated record. The coding region runs from base 479 to 1312 and encodes 277 amino acids. Lineage: Eukaryota; Viridiplantae; Streptophyta; Magnoliopsida; Malvales; Malvaceae. The transcript has 11 exons.
UCCCUCUUCCUUAUGAUGGUUUUGCUGGAAAUACAGCUCAUGCUAAUGGAGAAGCUGCAUUUGAAAUUCUCCCUUCUGUCAAUCCACAGAAUGAGACCAAGAAGUUCAAUAAGUCUACCAUGGAUAAAAAAAAGUAAUAAGAAAAGUAAUUCUGUCCAAAAUGAGAGUGGAUUGCUGAUGGUUUUAUACCCACAAAAGCUGGAAAGGAACAUGAGUGUCGAAAGUUGUUGCCAAAGUCUAUGGAAAAUACAAAGGAAGUUUCAUAUCAGAAAAGAGAUGGGACAAACAUUGAAAAGGGUGAAGAUGCUUCUGGUGCCACUAUUGCUGGGAGACAGGUAGGAGCUGAUAGGUCGCUGCUUUUGCAGAAUGACUAUGACCAAAGGUUUGAGGUUCAAGUAAAGGAGAAUGACAAGGAAGUUUGGCACUCAGUUUCAAGCUAUGAAUCCUCUUCUGUUGACACUCUUAAGCCAGAUGCUCCAUGGAUGAUAAAUUGACAAUCAAUGCUGUGAAAGGCGCACUGCAACACUCAUUCACGAAGAUCCAGUUUGUUCUGGUGUUUCAACUUCUAGUCCAGUUACGGAUGUUCCUAGAAUCAUGCCAUGGUUCAUUUGCCGCUCCAACUCCCACUGCAACAGACAUUCACCAAGAUCCUGUUUGUUCUGGUAUUUCAACUUCUACUCCAGUGCAGAUGCUUCCCCAGAAUCAUGCCAGUGUUCAUUUGCUGCUUCAACUCUCAUACACCCUCCACAAAGUUCAGAAUCAAAUAACAACUCCAAGGAAUUUAAGCUUAAUCCAGGGGCAAAAGUUUUCUCUCCAUCUUUUGCAACUGCCUAUCAGCGGCUUCUCCUAUGGUACCAACAGUAGCAAAUGUGUGUUACAUGCCAGGCAACUCUCCUUUGAUGGCUGUUGCUGGUUCUCAGCCAGAGGUUGGGAUGGGCACAUUUGCACUUCAUUAUCUGCUCCGUCUAAGUUUGUCUCCUAUGGUAAUAUAACACCUGAAACUGGUGUCAGUGUUGCUCAAUUUUCUCAACAUAUUGUUGGGCAUAUGGGGGGUAGAACUCAGCCUGAGAUACGCUGGUCAAUAUCAUCCUGUUCAGGCUACACCAGCAUACUUGAAUUCAAAUUCGCAAUUAGUCAUGUAUGGACGACUGGGACAGCUCAUUGUGUGCCUGUUUCUCAUGAUCUGGUUCAGGGUGCAACAACUCUCUCUCCAUUACAAGCCCGUCCUCUGACUGCGCACCAGUCCAAUUACCAAAACCAAGGAAGUGCAGCAGGCCAAGCAUUUCAGCUUUGUGUACAUCAACUUCCAUAGCCGGCGGACAGCAACCAUUGGCGGUGCCAAGCCACAUCCCAUUUCUGCAGCCUCAUUUCCCUAUAAUCAUCCGAUACAAGUUCCGGGAUCGAAUGGUAUCUUUGAUGCAAAGAUUCCAUAAAAGUUUGUUACUUCAUUAGUAUUACCCUUUUAUUUCUGUUUGUUUUAAGAUAAUGAUAGCUUUAGCCUCUUUUCAUUUUCAUUUUCGGAGAGCAUUCAGCAUGGAGUCAGCUUCAUUUGUUGUUUCAUCUUCAUACAAGGGUUUGCCAUUUUUCCUUUCUUUUAUGGCUUAUUUAGGAUGUAAACCUGCAAGAUACACAAGGUGCUGGGGAACC